Messenger RNA from Olea europaea var. sylvestris, 1376 nucleotides. RefSeq lists its product as uncharacterized. NCBI's taxonomy places the organism in Eukaryota, Viridiplantae, Streptophyta, Magnoliopsida, Lamiales, Oleaceae. The transcript is spliced from 2 exons. The record is from RefSeq and is a predicted model, not a curated record. Bases 244 to 1293 code for a protein of 349 amino acids.
GCUUCUACGUGAUGUUUGUCAUUUUCUCCAAAUCCAUUGUCUCUCAACCUAUGGAACCACUUUAUAUAUCUUUGUUCUUUCAUUAAUUUUACACCUCAACCCACAUUUUCUUCCAAGAAAACCAAACCAAUUCCCUUGUGAUACCGAAUUUAAUUUCAAGAACCAACUUUCAGUAUUUCUUGUAUAGAUACAUCCUACGAGCACGUUUUAGAAAUCGAAACUCUUUGGGGGCGGUUAUAACCCAUGGCUUCAUCAUCACUUGAUCAAAAAUUCUGGAGUUCUUUUUCAUUUAAACAUGAACCAAGAAUGCUCAAAGAUUUCCUCAAAGAUGAUUCUUUUUCAUGUUCACCAAAUGAUGAUUUUCGAUCAUUUCGAGGAAAACCCCGAAGUAAAUCAACUGUAACAAACAAACCUUCACCAUUACUUCUUAGAAGUGGAUCAAAAGCUGCAGCAACCACAUUUUAUGCACUCAACAAAGUCAUUAAGGCAGUUAAAUUCUUCCCAUUUGCUUCUGUCAAAUCUCCACUAGCUUUACCAAGAAGCAUUUCCCGUAAACUCUCCAGGAGGAUCAAAACCAGAAAUGAAAAUUUCCCACAAGUCUCCGUUAAAGUCAAGGACAUUUUACGGUGGAGAUCGUUUAAGGACUUGGCGGAGGAGAAAGAUAUCCCGUUGGAUUUUUCUUCAUCGUCCCCUAUUUGGUGUACAACCACCACCACCACAGGGUCUACUAGUACAAACACCUCGUGCAGCAAGAAAUCUAGCUGGUGUGACAGUGACUUUACCGCAGCCGAUUCACCGCCGUGGGGUGGUGAAAACGGCAGUAAAACAAGAAGGAAUCUAGAGGAGGAGUUGUCAUUCGGAGAAGCUGAGCAGCGCAGCCCAGUUUCAGUUCUUGAUUCUCCGUUUUAUGAAGACGAAGAAUCCGUAUUUCCUUUUCAUCCAACCAUUGCUAAGAGAAAAUGCUUGUUCAUGCAAAGACUUCAACAAUUCGAGAACCUUGCAGAAUUGGAAAAUCUUGGAGAGAACCACGAGGAUAAUCUGCUGUUUGAUUUCUUCAAGGCUAAAAAUGGAGAGUUCAAUGAUUAUGAGAAUACUGCAAAACCUUGGAUCAAUGGAGAAUACGAAAAUUGGGAGGUGCAGGACAUGAAGGAGGUCUGUGUUAAAGAUAUGGAGAGGGGAUUGGACUGGAAAGAGUUUAAAGAGGAGCAUGAAGAAAUGGCAAUGGAGUUGGAGAUUCAACUUCUAAGUGAUUUGUUUGAGGAGCUUUUGGAAGAUUUUGCUAGCAGAAAGUAACUUUAAAAAUAUGCUUAGAAAAUAAUUUGUACGUCGUUUUAAGUACUAGUAAUCUAGCGCAAUGUAAUAUAAAUAUACAUAAU